GCGAAUCCGGCGAGUGGAAGAUGACGUGGUGAAGUCAGUUAGCAUGGAGGCUAGCAGAUAGACACUCGGUUAUAACUCACAGGUAAAUACACAGAAAUGAAGAAAAGAUGAAGAAUUCGGAAUUAUCUGAAGACCUGAGGACAUUAAAGCGCUCGCGGGAUGAUGGACAUUAGUUUGGGUUAGUUAGGAGUUUUCCAGAAGAGUAACAGAUGUGUCCUGCGUGUGAAAUCCCCUCAGAGGUGUGUGUGUGAGAGAGACGUAAGAGCGUUCAUCUGUCUGUCUUCCCCGUGGGAUUCAUCAUGUUCGCCAAGCUGAAGAAGAAGAUCGCGGAGGAGGCGGCGACCGCCACGCCACGCCCUGGACGCCUGCCCCGCUCCUACAGCAAAGAGUCCAUCACCUCAGUGGGAGCCGACUCUGGAGAUGACUUUGCAUCAGAUGGCAGCAGCUCCAGAGAUGAUCUCUCCUCUCAGAUCCUGCGCCGAAACGAUCAGAUUCGCAAGCUGGAGGCCAGGUUAUCAGACUACGCUGAACAGCUUCGGCUAAUGCAGAAGACGAAGGAGAAGCUUGAGAUUGCAUUAGAGAAGCAUCAGGAUUCGUCCAUGCGGAAACUACAGGACCAGAAUGAAAACUUCCAGGCUAACAGAGCCAAGAUGGCAGAAGGCAUGGCCUUAGCGCUGGAGAAGAAGGAUCAGGAGUGGAUGGAGAAGAUGGCUGCAUUGGAGAAGGAGAAGUCCUCGUUAGCAGCUCGUCUGGAACAGAGUCUGAGUUUGUUCCAGAAGAGAGACGAGCAGGACGAGCUCGAGGGCUUCCAGAUGCAGGAACUGGCCAAAGUCAAGCACAUGCUGUUGCGUAAGGAGGAGCAGCUGAGUCAGAAGGAACGAGAGCUGAAGCUGAGAGGAGAGGAGCUGAACACGGCCCGCAUCACGCUCACUCGCACUCAGGAUAAACUCUACGAGCUCGGGGAGGAGCACGAGGAAACCCGCAGCGUCAACGCGCAGCUACGAGCUCAUAGAGACAAGCUGCUGAGUGAGAAAGAGGAAGCUGAAAGGAGGAUCUCCGACCUGGAGGCCAGAGAAGAAGAGCUCCAGCAGCUCAUCCAACAAGUCUCUGAGGAUUUCCAGAAGGCUCAGAGAGAGGCGAGAUCUUUACAGAAGUCCAUGGAGUCUCUACAGUCUGAACACGACGAGCUGAAACUGCAACACGAGCAGCACAAGGGCAAGGCUGCUGUGACGGAGGAGGAGCGAGAGCGGCUUUUGGCGAACCUUCAGGAGAAAGUUCUCUCCCUGGAACGAAGGCUGGAGGCCAAUCUGUCUCAGGACGAACAUCUGCAGGAGCUGCUCAAGGAGAAAUCCUCACUGGAGCAGAGGUUAGAGGAGGCCAGAGGAGAGCUCCUAGAGGAACGGACCAAUCACACGACAGCAGUGAGCUCGCUGGAGGCACAGAUUUCCAGGCUGAACACUAACAUGUCCGAGCUCCAGACGCUGCUGAGACACAAAGACGACUCGUCCAGGUCCUACAGGGAGAGAACGGACGCACAGAUAGCUGAUUUGGAGCAGAGGCUAAACGACUCCAGCGAGAGGCUGAGGAGUUUGGAGGCACAGCUGGAGGAGAAAAAGACACAAAGAGAACAAUUGCAGGCAGAGUGGGCGAAGGAACGGGAAAGGUUGCAGCAGCAGGUCUCCACGCAGAGGCAGAGAGGACUGGAGAAAACCGCCAAGCUGGAGGAGGAGAUGCUUGCACUGCAGAGAGAGAGGGAGGCGGAGAUCAGCUCACAUCAGGACAACAUGAGGUUACUCGAGGAGCAGAAGGCCUCCCUGUUGAAGGACAGAGCAGAAAUGGAGAACACAGUACAGAAGCUCAGCUUAGAACUCGAGAACUCCAAAUCUGAGUUAAACAGCAGGCAGACGGUGAGCGUGGAGAUCGCGAAAGCUCUGGAAGAAACCCGGAAGCAGAGAGAAGAGCUCCAACAGCAGGUCAACAAGAUGUCCGAGUCCGCGCACAGGGCGGAGCAGGAAGUGUGUCGGCUCUCUGAGCAGGUGGGCGUGAAGGAGGCGGAGUUAAGCAGUUUAAGAGAAGAGCUGCAGACGGCCCUCUCUGGUCUGUCCUCACUGCAGGCGGAGUGUGAGGUGCUGCAUACAGAGGCAGAGGAAAAAGAAGCUCAGAUCGAAUUGCUGCGGCAGGAAAUCCUCACACACACUCAGCAUGCUGACACAAAUCAGUCUAAGGAGAGUGAUGCACAGGGCGAGGUAGAAAGUGUGAUGGCACAGCUGCAGGACGAGGAGGUGUGUGUGAGUGAACAGAACGGCAGCGUCACCGCAGGCGAUGUGGACGAGCUGCAGAAAGCAAACAAAGAGUUAGAGCAGCAGCUUAGCGAGAAAAACAAGACGAUAAAGCAGCUGCAACAGAGACUGGCCGAGCUGAAGAGGACACUACAGAAAGAGCUGAAACUUAAACCGGACGCUGACUCGGAGAGUAAGGAGAAGCUCCAGGAAGGGAAGCCCACCUCAGAGGCCCCGGUUCUGUCCGCCGCUUCUACUCCAGCCCUCGGCUCCGGUCCAGGCCCAGGCCUCACCACACACCCGUCCCAGAUAAAGGUGACGAACAGCUCGGACCUGACGGACACACGGGAGAUCAACUUCGAGUACCUGAAACACGUCGUGCUCAAAUUCAUGUCAUCUAGAGAGGCAGAGGCGUACCAGCUGAUCAGAGCCGUCUCGGUGCUGCUGCAUUUCACACGUGAAGAAGAAGACAUGCUCAAGCAGACGCUCGAGUACAAGAUGUCGUGGUUCGGCUCCAAGCCCACACCCAAAGGCAUCGUCCGGCCCUCCAUCUCAGGGACCCCAAGCAGCUGGAUGUGAGAGGACGAGAGAACGAGCCAGUGAGGUGACGUGGGCUCGCAAGGAAAAUAAAUAAAUAAAUAUAAAUAAAUGAAAUAAAUAAAUCAAUGGAUGGUUCCAGGCAUUCAUGGAGCGGAGGGAAGUUCCAUAUGUUAGUCUCCCCUGGGAAAACGGAUAGUCUUCUCUUCUGGGGGCUUUGAAUCAACCGAGCUUCUCGCCGUUCCUCCAGAGCGCUUCGUCUCGCUACCUGGGGACCUUUACAAAACAAAACUGGCUUUAUUUCCCCCUGAGGAGUUUGCACGCUGUGUAAACUUCAUAAUAAUAAUAAGAACUGGAAUUUCUCUUCCUGAUUCAUUUUGCUCCAUGAAAGCUUCCCUGGGAAAACGAUGACAAAGCAGAGAUGGUGCAUGGACUCAACACUGAGGAAGCAUCUUCCCUUUACCUGCCCUGUGUAUGUGUAAAUUUACCACGAAGCACAUUCCGUACGUCUAUUUAUAUACUGAACUGUACAUAACUAACGUUUAUAAAAAUCAUCGGGUGUACAAUUUAUUCAGAGAUUUUUCGCAUUAACGCAUAUCACGUAAGGAACGUCCGUGGAGUGGAGGGGGCGGGGCCUGGGACUGCAGCGGUGCAGUAUUAAUGCGAGUGUGCAUGCCUUGUGCUCGACUCAUGAGGUUUUAACAUGGUGUUAAAGGCCAGAGGGAAUCUCUAAACUGGAUAUUUAUCUAUUGCAAAGCGGUUAUUUAUAACAUUUGUAACGAGGUUCUGCGUUAUCCACCACGUCAGUGACGCAGGAACACGGAGUGUAGGGAUGCACCGAUCUGGAAUUUUCUCGCUCUUUAUAUUAUCAGGAUUUCAGGCUUUUUUCUUUGUGUACUGAAGCACUUAAUUAUUUGAUCAUUUUCCUGUCUUUUUUCUUUCUUUCUUUCUUUCAAAAAAUCUAAAUUUAAUGAUUUAUAAAUUAUUAAAAAAAUUUUGCUGCUUUUUUUUAUUCAAUUUCCUAAAAUGAAUCACAAUUCAUUACAUUACUAAUUAAUAAAUAAUUAAUCAAAAGUAAUAAUAAUUUAUAGUAAUAAUAAUAAUAAAGUUAAAUUAUAUGCAUGGCCCUGAAAAUGAUUAAGGUUUUUUUUUUUCUGCCACAAAAACAAACAGAUAAAUAAAAUAAAAUGUAUAAUUUUUUUUAUUGAUCUUAAAAUCACAUAAUUGUCAUAUAGAACCUUAUUAUUAUUAUUAUUAUUAUUAUUAUUAUUAUUUACAGUUUAUCACAAAUCACGAUUUCUGUACGUAGGAAUGUUUAAUUUCCGUUUAUGAUUCAGUAGAAAUGCUCUCAGAGGCGGGGCCAAACGCAUGAGGUCAGCAGGGGGCGUGGCGUAAAAAGAAGCUCUGCCAGUCCAGUUGUGGCUCCAGAUCGAAAACUGUGUCGAAAUUCCUGCAUGAUGUGACGCACAAGCGAAAAUCCUGAAGAGCGAUUCGAAUGAAAACGUAUGAAAUUUGGCGAUUUAUUCACGUAAGAAGAUUUAGGAAGUUCUCGUUUGUUUUUUUUCUUGUAAAGUGCAAUUAUUAGUGUUUUAUAUAUAACUUUCAGUUUGCAUAUCAGACACGACCCGGAGGGUUUCAUCCUCACGGCGGUCCGAAAGCCAGUUCAGAUUGGAUCGGUGCAUCCCUACAGAAAUAUUCCAGAUGACAGGUUUGGGUUGGAUGAAUUUCAGGUCCUGGAAUUCCAUUCAUAAUCCAGUCCACUGAGGGAUUUCAGCUCCGUUGGAAUUUUCAAUAUUCCGUGUGACGUCUAUCCCUGAAUUUGUUUUCUUUUUAAACUUUCUGAGCUUGGCAGAUCAACAGGAAAUGGUUUAUUUUAUCAAUCAUUCAAUCAGCCUCCACAGCUGUGUGUGUGUGUGUGUGUGUGUGUGUGUUUCACCUGAUCAGGUGUGAGCAGUGUUCCGGUUGAACUAAAUUCAUCAUCAUUAUGCACUUUGUUUUGGUUGGGGUCGUAAUCCCUGCUCAUUCUCCGAGUUAAUGAAGUACCACUACACGUCUGAUUUCCAACACUCUGUCAAGAAACUUGAAUAAAUUAUCUUUUUGAUUUUCA
Molecule: messenger RNA, 4923 nt
Organism: Hemibagrus wyckioides
Lineage: Eukaryota; Metazoa; Chordata; Actinopteri; Siluriformes; Bagridae
Gene: golga1
Product: golgin A1
Exons: 24
Coding region: 300-2858 (852 amino acids)
Cellular component (GO): Golgi apparatus
Source: RefSeq, a predicted model, not a curated record